GUACUCCAUAAUAAUAUUAUCGAGGGUCGAUUGUCGAUCRAGAGCGAUCAAUCAUUAUUCAUUAUAUUCUUUGCAUUUCGCCAGUCAUGGUGUCGUCAUAAAUUGUUUUCCGUUCCAUCCACCACAAUAAUAUUAUAUUAUCGCAUUCAAAAUUAUUUUGACGUCGCGAUUCCUCGCCAAUAGCCGACGACCUCUGACAGGGUUGGUAUGAACCGACGUCGGUAAUCUAUUCUCCCGCAUUACCAAGUAGUUUGUACCUACCGGAUAUCGCCAACCRUCAUCCGACCUCGAUCGAUAUUGUUCAAUUAUUGCAAUAUUUGUAAUGGGCUGCAUGCGUCGACAACUGACGUCCGCGGACAAUUCUAGUGGCAGCUGAUCGCUGUCGACAAGAGUCAUCGGGAUAAAACUGACGCACAGAAGACCGUUCGUCGUCAGAAACAAUGGCAGAAGGUGACAAACUGGAACACCAGUGUCUGCAAAAAGAAUUUGAAUGGGUGUUAAAUGAAGAGGUGCACUCCAUAUUGCACCAGCUGAACAUCAUACUCAACGAAUGUGUUCGACGUUUUCCAUCAUGGGACAGUGACGUCCAGGUCAAACAGGAAAAAUUUGUCCUGUCCACGUCACCAGACCAGUUGAAAAGCAUUGUAUCUAUUUCUGGUGACACCAUACUGCAAGCGGACAUACAAUUUAAAGUACAGAGACAUCAGCAGCAAAUAAUGUACCGGACAAAUAUUCGUCACGACUGCCCGUGGAAAUUGCAUCAAGUUCAAGACGCAGGCAAUCAUCUAAGACAAGCUAUUUUACAGAUUGAUAAAAUAGACAAGGAAACUAUUUUCAAUUCCUCAGAAGAAGUAUUACACAUUCUGCGAAAUUUAUUAGGGUGUUUGCAAAGAGGUCGUACAAGUCUUAUAGUUCCACGUAAACGAACAAUUGAUGAUUUGAUUAAAAGCAGAAACAUGAAGUGUUUGACGCCCAACUUACCUGAAGAUUUGGCAAUAAGUUUUUACAUACAAAGUCAUAAGCUAAUUUUUGCUGUUUACCAACUAUCAAAUUCUCACGGUGCAAUGAAGUAUGACACGUAUCAAGCUGAAUGUACUGUACCGUGGUUGAAUGAAGUCCUCGUUCUGUUUACAGUUGCUCUACAGCUAGCUCAGCAACUCAAAGACAAGAUCUGUGUGUUCACCCAGUACAGAGAUAUUACUCAAUUGUCGCGACCAGUUUCUAGCAUUGCGAUACAGUCAUAAGUAUUCGUUGAUUUCUUUCUUUGUAUUAGGUAUUAUUAAAUACAAUCAAGUGAUCAAAUAUGAAGAAUAUAAAUUMUAUAAAAAAUAUACAAUUGUAUAUUUUGGUCUGUUACCGAUUUUCUUCAACAAUCUUUUUCCAGCAAUAAUUCUUAGCUGUAAGCUUU
This is a messenger RNA of Diuraphis noxia (Russian wheat aphid), 1408 nucleotides long. RefSeq names its product rogdi atypical leucine zipper (gene rogdi). Lineage: Eukaryota; Metazoa; Arthropoda; Insecta; Hemiptera; Aphididae. The record is from RefSeq and is a predicted model, not a curated record. Gene Ontology annotation, cellular component: RAVE complex.